Messenger RNA from Rhincodon typus (whale shark), 2427 nucleotides. RefSeq names its product family with sequence similarity 13 member C (gene fam13c). The coding region runs from base 84 to 1727 and encodes 547 amino acids. The transcript has 14 exons. The record is from RefSeq and is a predicted model, not a curated record. NCBI's taxonomy places the organism in Eukaryota, Metazoa, Chordata, Chondrichthyes, Orectolobiformes, Rhincodontidae.
AGCCAACCCAGAUUUUAUUGUUUCAGAAGGGCGCUGAAGCCAACAGUGAGGUCUGAUCUCCUCAAAGGUUACUGCAGUGUGUGAUGAUGGAGAGAGGAUCUUCUUCAGUGGCAGACUGUAGAGGGAGUGCAGAAGCAGCAACUACCAAACACACUGAAGGUUCUAUACUGAAGCAAGGAGAGCGUUGCAUUAGGGAGAACAACAUGUCCCCGGUAGAGACAAAACAAGAAACUCCAGAGCAAGCACAGGAUUCCAGUGAGAACUCCUUGAUGAAGCUGCAGAGCUUCGACAUUGACCUGUGCUCAUCGUUUCUGCCGAGCCCCGAGGAAAGUCCUGGAACACAACGGAGCAAGGAGCAACCCCCUCAAGUCAAUCGGAACGGCAUUGCUGAUGAAGGAAGCAGUGGGGAGCGCGCUGCCCCAAUUAUUGAUUUCAAAUUAAUGCAUCGGCAGGAUAGUGACGAGCCAAUUCCAGCCUUUGAAGGCUGGCAGAGCGAGCUGGAGAAUGGAGUCGAAGCCCAUCGAUCCCUGGGGGCUGGUAGGUUGCUGCACCACAUCGCAGAGGGUGACAACCCACUAGUUUCACCGCGUUGCUCCAGUUUCACCAAGAGCCAAAGAUUUGUAUUGGACACGGAAGCUGCCCCUUCUCCACCAAGUGCUCAGCUCUUCAUCAUGCCAAGAAACUCUUCACUGAUCAAUUCAGAAGCUGAAAACAGUCCAAUGCUGAUGACACAGCUGACCAAACAGAUCCAGAAUUUGAGAAAGAAAAUACGCAAGUAUGAGGAAAAAUUUGAGCAAGAGAAAAAGUAUCGGCCCUCCCACAGUGAUAAGGUUGGCGAUCCAGAAGUCCUGAGGUGGAUGAAUGAUCUGACAAGGGCCCGUAAGCAGUUAAAAGAGUUGAAACUGAAGAUCUCUGAGGAGGAGAAUAACAGACGGCACAGACAUCGAAGCAACGCGUUGCCCAUAAACUCCAGGCAGGACAAAGAGAACAAGCACCACGUAUCUGGGGAAUCCCAGCAGAAACCGAGUGUUGAGGAAACUGUACAGAUUGUGAUGAAAAAGCUGAAGGAAAAGCAGGAAAUACUUGGUCUUCCGGAGGAUGUUAAGGAAAUGACACAAAAGCAACUGAGGUUAGAUAAGGUCAACAUGCAAAAUUGCCUAUUGCAUUUUGAAAGCCUUUAUGGACGACCGGUGAACAAACAGGAAAGACUGCUAAUGAAGCCUCUGUACGACAGAUAUCGCAGUAUCAGGCAACUUCUGUCUCCUGCUGCAGCCAUCCCCACUAUUGAAGAAGAAGGUUCAGAUGAAGAAACUAUUUCGAAGAGUUGUGAAAUAUCUACCAGACCAAUAGCAGACUUUCCUUUUCAAGAAUUUGUAGACAAUGUAGACCAUCGAGAUGAAGACCAUGAGCCUGGAUUUCUCCCACCUCUGGAUGAGAAGAAAGAGACCAGGCAACCGACAACUUCACUGGCCAAUCUACAUGAAGCCUCUAUGUCUGAAUUGUUGGAACAUCUUCAUGAAACUAGAGCAGAGAAGAAGAAACUCCGCAAAGCUCUCCGAGAAUUUGAAGAGCAGUUUCUCAAACAAACCGGAAGGAAUGUACAGAAAGAGGAUCGCAUUCCAAUGGCUGAAGAAUACAUCCAGUACAAGCAUACAAAAGCCAAACUUCGAUUACUGGAGGUACUCAUCGCUAAACUCGAUGGCUCAAAAACUGUUUUGAGUUCUUAAAAACAAACCUUACCCACAAGACAAUUUUCUGGUCUUUAAAACAACCAGAGGAAAUUAUUCAAUCCUUUCUCAAACUCUGGAUAUUUGAUCCUCGCAUUUGUGCCAUAGAAACACUCUUUUUUGGCUGCACUUUACUGAAGUCUGAAAAUUCCAAAAGCGACAGCAAGAAUGAACAUGAGGGUUGCUGAGCAACUAAUCAAAGUCACUGUCGCUAACGACAACAAACCUUACAAUAUGCACUGAUGAUAUUUUUGAGUAGGUAGCUUUUGAGAAUUUUAUGAAAUAGAUUGUAUUCUGGACAAUGAUAACUACUCCAAAUAGUUAAUCAUUUGUUGGCAAGGCAGAUGUUCAGGAGGGAGACAUUUAUUUGCUCGCCUCCAUGUGAAACAUCAUAGCACUUUAUUUGUCAUUGUGGGGUAAAAAGUGUGUUAUAUACUACCAAAAAUAGGCUGCCCUUUUCGUGUUUUGAUGGUUUCUUCGGUUUUUAUCACAUUAUAGUUUAAGUACAAUCAAUUUCUUGUUUAAUUAUUGAAGGGAGAAAAAAGGAAAUUCAAAAUGAAUUUACAGUUGUUUGGACUCCAAUCCCUUCUUUCUCAUGGCCAUUUAUUUGUAUUCAAGCUAUAGGUUAUCUUUAUACUGGCCACUAAAGUUGUCAUUCAUAUUUUGCUAAUUAUUUGCUGAAAGAUGUUUGCAAUUUAGA